Colletotrichum graminicola M1.001 is the source of this 2196-nucleotide messenger RNA. RefSeq lists its product as uncharacterized. The record is from RefSeq and is a predicted model, not a curated record. Gene Ontology annotation, cellular component: fungal-type vacuole membrane. The transcript has 8 exons. NCBI's taxonomy places the organism in Eukaryota, Fungi, Ascomycota, Sordariomycetes, Glomerellales, Glomerellaceae. Gene Ontology annotation, molecular function: oligopeptide transmembrane transporter activity. Bases 1 to 2196 code for a protein of 731 amino acids.
AUGCAUCGCUCGCAACACAUUGAGCUCGCCCAAGGCAGCGAUGCCGACUCAGAUUCAGACACUGAUACGACAGCCACUCCAUUUGAUGCAUUUGUGCCGCUGGAGAAAGCACCUGCCCACAAUGGCGCUAUGAAGGUGGUUACACUUCGGGCUAUCCUGUUGGGUAGCCUCUGUGGCGCCUUGGUCAACGCUUCCAACAUCUACCUCGGCCUCAGGGCAGGAUGGACGUCGUCGGCGAAUAUGAUCGGUGCCAUGGUCGGCUUUGCAGUCCUGAAGAGAUACGCAGCCGGAUCGAAACAGCCUUUUGGCCCUCAUGAAAACAACAUAGUGCAGACCGUUGCCACGGCCUCGGGCGGCAUGUCGAAUGUCUUCAUUUCUGGCAUUCCGGCCCUGUAUCAGCUCGGGCUGCUACGUACGCCAGUGCAGGAUUUCUUCCGUAUCGUGUCGCUCGUCGCCGUCGGCGGGUACUUUGGUCUCCUUACCAUAGCCCCACUGCGCAAGCUUUUUAUCGAGGAUGUUGCCCGGGAUCUCGAUCUCGUUUUCCCUUCCUCCAUGGCAACGGCUAUGAGUAUUCAUAGCAUGCACUCGGCCGCUGACGGGGAAGAGGCAGCCCGCCCAAAGCUGAAAGCAACCAUAUAUGCUUUUGGGGCGGCCAUGGUCCUCAGGGUCGUCUCUCAGUACGCGCCGGGCCUCCUUUGGGAGUGGCAUGCGUUUACCUGGCUCGCGAACGCAAACAUUGCCCGCAAUCUGGCCAUUGCUGCAGAGAGCUGGGGAUGGGUUAUCGAGCUGUCCCCAGCGAUGAUGGGCAUAGGCAUGUUAGUUGACUUUAAAGUAGCCUGCUCGUUCUUUGCUGGGUCAGUGACGGCAUGGGGGCUCCUAGGGCCGUAUCUUGUGGAACAUGGCAUUGCAUUUGGACAGCCGGUCUCUACCAGCGAGGCGGGGUGGGCGGGCCUAACAUCUUACAAAUCUAUGUCAGACGACUUUGCAAGUGUGAGCCACCCAAGUCCCAGGUACUGGUUACUAUGGCCUGGCGUGAUUUGCACACUUGCGGUUGCCUUUGCAGAGCUUGGUUGCCAAUGGCGUCUGUUCUGGAAUCUCACGCUCAUCUCCUCUAAAGCAGCCAGCGCCAGGCUCCUGCGAUUGCUUAUGAGGUUCAGACGGAGGUCGUCAGACAACUACGAAAUUCUUUCAGACGAAGAUACCCAAGUCACGGUCGAAAACGAAAAAGAAGAAGCGACAAAGGAAAUGGAAGAGAACGACAUUGCCACGUGGAUGUGGGCGCCCGGUGCCUGCAUACUCGUCGUCCUGGCCGUCCUGCUUACAUAUUUGCAGUUUAGCAUGCCGCUCCUUGAAUCUGUGCUCGCCCUCGUCUUGUCGUUUGGCAUGUCGCUUGUUGCCAUUCAAGCGACAGGUGCAACAGAUACAACUCCCAUCAACUCCAUAUCCAAGGUUUCACAAGCUGUUCUGAGCGGUGUGACGCAAGCAACGGGCGGAAGCAUAACUGAUGCCCAGCGCCUGAACCUGCUCGGCGCCAGCCUCACGAACAUAGGGGCCAGCCAAGGUGUUGACCUCAUAGGUGACUUCCGAGUCGGCUUUCUCCUGCGCACCCCGCCGCGCCUACAGUACGCCGCCCAACUCAUUGGGACACUGGUCGCGACGCUUGUGGCGCCGUCCGUGUUCGUCCUCUUCGCCACAGCGUACCCGUGCAUCAUCACCAACCCGUCAUCAGAAGGCGACGAGGGCACACGAGCGUGCGAGUUCCCGGGGCCCUCGAUCGCGGCUUGGCGAGCCGUCGCCGUCGCCGCCAGCGCACCGACGCCACCGGUCCCUCCCUCAAGCGCCCGCUUCUCGGCCGGCCUCGCCGUCCUAUCGGUUCUCCUGGUCAUGGUGAGGCGCUUCGUGGUCGUCGGCGUGUGGCAGGGGGGCCAGCGCUUCAUGCCUAACAUGAUGAUCUUCGCUCUGGCAUUCACGCUGCCGUCCCCGCAGACGAGCGUUUCCAUGAUGCUGGGUGCCAUUGCUGCCAAGGUGUGGAAGUGGAAGGCCCCCGUAGGUUUUGAGAGGUACUUGUUUGCUAUUGCGGCCGGGCUGGUAGCGGGUGAGGGCAUUGGGGGAACGGUCAAUUGCGUGUUGUCCAUUGUGGGCGUCGGGGGCCAGGAAUGGUCACUCGGGCUUGGGUGUCCUACGGGCCGGUGUUAG